AUGACUUCUCUUCAAAACUUCAUCAACCGGCGCGCUACUACUCGCAAUACAGCGACACGUUCUGAGUCGCCUGUCAAACAACAUCCAUCGACUUUCUCCAAUGGGGGAAGCUCACACAUUCCUCUAGCUUCCACGCGUGUGCCUUCGAGAAAUUCUAGAGGUGCACCGGCAGUAGAGUUACAGGACGAUUCUGACGAUUUCAAGGACUCCGAGAUCCUUUCUUUGGUGAAUCAGGAUGGUGGUGGUGGUGGUGGUGGUGGUGGUGGUGGAUAUGACGACGACGACUCUGACGAUGAAAGUGAACGGGACGAUAAUGGCGAGUUUCUACACGACUUUAACAGGGAAGAAGUUGGUGGACGGUAUCUGGUGAAUAAGCACCAUACUACUGCUCCUAUAAAUGCGCCAUUGCAAAGGAAUGGUGGUGCUACUGGAGGAGGCGGGGGAGGCGAUGUAUACCGCUGGCAGAAGAGCGCUGCACCGGCAAACGACGAUCUAUCAUCAGACGAAGAAUCAGAUGGUCGAGUCACGCCGAGGAUCCGGAUUGCGGACGAGCCGCCAGUGUCGAUAGCCGCAGCUAGUGAACGGGCAUACACGCCACCGAAUAGGGAAGACCCGGACCCAGCCAAUGAUCAGUUUCAGCAGGAGCAUUUUUACACAUCAAUCGAGUUUGAGCCCCCGGCUGAAGAUGCGCCCCUUCCGUCGACAUCAGAAGGGGUAGAAGACGGACGCAACGAUGUAAACGGGGUGAAAGGAGGUCAAUCUUGGGAGGAGAUUGAUCGAGAAUACGCACAGCAUCAUAAGGCAUCGGUGAUGCCUGUGCGUUUCAAUGUAUCUGGCCUGUUCGAUGUUCUUAAAGAAAUGGGCGUUCCAAUCCGCGGGACGGAAAGAUUGGCUCUUCAAGACACUCUCAGCCACUACAAACUAUUCUCGAUACACAAUCCGUCUCUACCGUACCAAAUCUUGAUACCAUGUACCCCAUCCAACCCUUCAGAACCGACCAAAAUGCUAUCCGAGAUCGCUACAAUAUCCUUCAUGCGUAGACAUUGUCCUUCAAUACCCACGCCUGAAGUCGCCUAUCACAACCUCGACCCUUCCAAUGCUUCAAGGGUCCCGUUUAUGGUUAUUAGAUCUCUAAGAGGUCGUAGUGUUGCAUCACUAGAAGGCGGGAUUCCCACGGCUUUGAAGGACCGAAAACGUUCCGCCGCGUUGCUAGAUGGCCUAGCGAGAGUACAAUGCCAAAUUAUGAGGUCGACUAAUGCCUCAAACUCACUAAAUGUUGAUCGAAUCGGAAAUAUCUACUUCAAAAUGGAAGCGAAGAAGCCAAAACAAACUUUCACUUUAGGUCCAUUUCUUGGAACGGACGAAGAUUCCAGCCAAGAUCCUGAAGCGUCGGCUCCAGUUACAGAGCUAGCUGAUCUGUGCCUUCAGGUUUUCCAAUCGGCGGAGACCAGUUCUUUAUCGUUAGCCACGGGAGGGAAUAACGCGAGAUACAAAGAGAUCCGAACUGUAAAGCGACGACUGGCUGGUUUGCUCGGUCUACUACCAUCGGUGCCAGAAGCGUACUCUCAGCUCACGCUAUUCCAUAAUUCCCUGAGCAUCGGAAAUAUUCUUAUAGAUCCUGCUACAAGCACUAUUACUUGUGUUCUUGGCUGGAGGGACGUCUAUACAAUCCCAUUUGCACUUACUCCCGUUUACCCAGUCGAACUAUACCCCACAAACUCGGAAUGGAGGUUAUGGAGCGGUUCAGAAGAUGCCGGUAGAUCCGGCGUGGACAGAUACUGGGGGUUGAGGAGUAUUUACGAAACAAGGAUGGCAAAGUACGAUGCUAGAUUUGCUGGAGAUGUCUGGGACGACGAAGAAGUUGGUGGGUGGCUGAGAGUGUGGGAAGUAGUUAAUUGUGGUGUUGAAGGAUGGGUGAGGCGUAGGGCAUGGAUCGAGGGAGAACUAGAAAGAUUGAGGAGACUCUAA
This is a messenger RNA of Orbilia oligospora ATCC 24927, 1968 nucleotides long. RefSeq lists its product as uncharacterized. The record is from RefSeq and is a predicted model, not a curated record. The coding region runs from base 1 to 1968 and encodes 655 amino acids. The transcript is spliced from 2 exons. NCBI's taxonomy places the organism in Eukaryota, Fungi, Ascomycota, Orbiliomycetes, Orbiliales, Orbiliaceae.